Molecule: messenger RNA, 756 nt
Organism: Pieris macdunnoughi
Lineage: Eukaryota; Metazoa; Arthropoda; Insecta; Lepidoptera; Pieridae
Source: the annotation of a GenBank genome assembly
AUGAACUCAGUAUUACGGAAUUGUGUAAGACCCUCAUGUCGCGCUUUUUCAAUAACACCAGCAAAACACUGUGCUGUUCCUCCUAAACGAGCCCCGAAAAAAUAUUUUGGGCCAGUAACAUGGAAAUCAAUGGGAGUAACUGCACUUGUUGCGGGAGGAUUAACUAGUUUCAUGCUUUAUGUUAGAAAAGAAAAACAAGAAGCCUUAGAUCGUGAAAGAAAACGGCAGCUAGGCAAAGCCAAAAUAGGCGGUUCCUUCGAACUGGUCGAUUCCGAGGGUAAAACAGUAAAAAGCACAGACUUAUUAGGGAAAUGGUUAUUGAUAUAUUUUGGAUUUACACACUGUCCUGAUAUUUGCCCAGACGAGUUAGAAAAGCUUGCAGAAGUUGUUGAUAGACAUGAUAAAACGCCAUCAUCUCCACCUCUACAACCCUUGUUCAUUUCUGUUGAUCCUCAGAGGGACACCCCAGAGAUUGUUGGAAAAUAUUGCAAGGAGUUUACACCACGUCUACUUGGUUUAACAGGCACAAAGGACCAAGUACAACAGGCCUGCCGGUCUUACAGAGUCUAUUUCAGUGCAGGACCACAAGAUGAUGAUAAUGAUUAUAUUGUUGACCACACCAUUAUAAUAUACCUAGUAGAUCCUAAUGGUGAAUUUGUUGAUUAUUAUGGCCAAAACAGAAAUGCAAAAGAAAUUCAUGACUCUAUGUUGGUAAAUAUUCAGAAGUAUGAAGCAGCAAAGAAUUCCUGGUUUUGA